AUCUAAAUUACUCAUAUGCUAUAUUGAACACAUUAUGUCUAUAAUAUCAGACGCCAUUUUUCUGUCGUUUAUUUGCUUACUUUUAAAUAACUUCGAGCCCACAAAUGCAAAAUCUUUUCCUAUCUGGCCAAAGAAUGUAUCAUACCGUGUAGAAUUCGAAAAAAUUACCUGGCCUCUAUCAAUACCGGUUGAUGUAACAAUUAUUCGUAGUCUUAAUAAAACGGACUUUUAUUAUUCGGUUUACGAUCAAUUAAAUAUGUACUAUAGCUUGGGUAACAGCUCAUUCUUUAUAUAUCCUAGAGUCAAUAAAAGAAUAUGUGAUAAAAAACUUGAACCGUUUUUUGGAAUGGUAGAUUAUUUGCCAGAUACUUCUCUUGAUUGGAAUCAUAUUAUGGAAAAAGAUGGCCUUGAUUACUGGUCUUCAACUACAGCUUCUCUUUACAAUCAUCUUACCAAAACCACGAUACUCAUAUCUAGAGCAAGUGAUAAUACUCCAGUUCUUCUUCAAUCUAGUUCAGGAUAUCCUUUUAAUGUUCACUAUUUUUUUCCUAUUAGGAUAUCGUAUUCUAACUUCAAAACUGAUAACUUAACUAUUAUUGGACCGCCUAACAUUUGUAACUCAAUACCGACGCUUGGGGCAAAACCAGAAUAUCCUCAUAUUACUUUCUUGCUAAAAGAAUUAGGUGGAAUGAUAAACGGAAUAUCUUACGAAGAUGUGACAUAUCACUAUGAGUUUUCUAAUUUUAUAUCAAAGCACUCAAAAUCAUAUAUAGAUAAAGAAGAAUAUAAUCUACGACUAGAAAUAUUUAAAAAAAAUCUACAAAUAAUCAAUGAACACAAUAAGAGAACAGAUACAUCUUAUUCUUUAGGUAUUACGAAAUUUGCAGAUAUGAGUGGUGAAGAACUUAGAAUUCUAUAUAGCAAUUAUGGACUCGAAGAUGAAUCAGAGACCAAAAACAUGUUAAAAAAGGCAGAAAUUCACAAGAGAAGUAUGAAGAUUCUUCCUAAGUAUUUCAACUGGAUCGAAGAGGGAGUAGUUAGUCCAAUAAAGGAUCAAGGACCGUGCGGAAGCUGUUGGGUAUUUAACUCUGUUUCAGCUUUAGAGAGCGCUUGGGCUAUAAAAACAGGAACUUUAUAUUCCCUUUCAGAACAACAAAUUAUUAAUUGCGUGCCGCUGAAUAAAUCUGCCUGUAGUGGUGGACCAUUCGCCUUAAUUUAUGAUUGGCUUCCAAAAUUUGGAACUUCCUUUGAACGUAGCUAUCCUUAUUUGGCGGUAGACGGAUAUUGUGAAUACAAAUACGAUAGUCCAGUUAAGCUUGAAAAAUAUGUUACAGUAGAAGAAAAUGCAUUUGAUAUAAUGGAUGCAUUAGUCAACCAUGGACCAUUAGUAAGUGGUAUUUGUGUUGAUAGAUUGGAGAUGUUUGUUUUAUAUAUUGGCGGGAUAUACGAUCCCAAGCUAUAUGUUGACAAUGAAAAUUGCUUUCGUCAUGCGAUUAACAUUGUUGGCUAUGGUACGGACAUUCUUCCUGACGGAAGCGAUGGACACUACUGGCUAAUGAGAAAUUCUUGGGGGCCUUAUUGGGGAAUAAAAGGCUACUUUAAAUUUGCGCGCAAUAUAGAAGAUGAUGGUUCUAUUAAACCCUAUAUACGCCAUUCUAUAUAUCCAGUGGUCAAAUAAUAGCCCGAUCUAUUAAUGGAAACCGAUAUUAUUAACAAAAUGUAAGCAUAUUAAUCCAAUUA
Molecule: messenger RNA, 1740 nt
Organism: Schistocerca gregaria
Lineage: Eukaryota; Metazoa; Arthropoda; Insecta; Orthoptera; Acrididae
Product: crustapain-like
Exons: 6
Coding region: 35-1678 (547 amino acids)
Cellular component (GO): lysosome
Molecular function (GO): cysteine-type endopeptidase activity
Source: RefSeq, a predicted model, not a curated record